Molecule: messenger RNA, 1908 nt
Organism: Talaromyces rugulosus
Lineage: Eukaryota; Fungi; Ascomycota; Eurotiomycetes; Eurotiales; Trichocomaceae
Exons: 3
Coding region: 1-1908 (635 amino acids)
Biological process (GO): regulation of cyclin-dependent protein serine/threonine kinase activity
Cellular component (GO): nucleus; cyclin-dependent protein kinase holoenzyme complex
Molecular function (GO): cyclin-dependent protein serine/threonine kinase regulator activity; protein kinase binding
Source: RefSeq, a predicted model, not a curated record
AUGUCUCCCGCCUUCUCAUAUCCGUCCUCGUCCCUCUCGCACUCAUUCGCCUACACCUUCAAUCAACCGCCGGUGUCGUCGCUGAGCAAGCUCUCCCUGAACCCCAUCUCGGAUUGGUCGGUCACAUUGAGAGACGGACUACCGACCCCUCCCUCCGACAUGAGCGGCGUGGCCUUCAACCCGCAGCUCGCUCCGUCGACCUAUGUCGCCAACAAGCAGCCUCAAUUUCCUCACUUCUCCAAGGCUCCGUCCACCCGUGUUCCCCUCGCCAACACUGUCUCCAAUGCCGCGCCCAACUAUCUGCCGCCCAUGGCGAAGGACCGCAAUGCCAUGUCCAUCGACCCCAAACCUCAGAAGAAGAUGAAUGAUGGCUCUGUCGCCUCGUACCUCCACAUUCCUGCCUCCAUCAACACGACUGCCGGCAGUUUGGCCGAAUUUGCUGCUCAGAUUGCAUGCUUGUUCUGGUUCGAAAAGACGUCCAAACUGAAGACGAUCGAGGAAAACACGGUACAGCGCUACGCUCUAGUCCCAGAGUCCAUCCCAACCAUGGGCUUCCAGAAAUGGUUGACUACCGUUCUGUCGACCACCCAAGUCAGCCAAAACGUCAUCCUGCUGGCUCUUUUGUUCAUCUACCGCCUCAAGAAAUUCAACACGGGCGUCCGUGGCAAGAAGGGAAGCGAGUUCCGGUUGAUGACCAUUGCUUUGAUGAUGGGAAACAAAUUUCUCGAUGACAAUACGUAUACCAAUAAAACAUGGGCCGAGGUCUCGGGUAUCACAGUGCAGGAAAUCCACAUUAUGGAGGUCGAGUUUCUCAGCAACGUGCGGUACAACCUCUUCGUGUCCAAAGAAGAAUGGACACAGUGGCACUCCAAGCUGGGCUGCUUUGCCAACUUUUUCGACAAGGCCUCGCGGAUGCCGUUCGAAACCGACCUGCCACCUACUACCCCCGUCUUCCAGAUCUCGCCGACCUUGCAACCGCUCUCGUCGGGAUGGAAAAGUCUCCCAGCGUCGCCCAGCUCCAAGCUGCCUUCACCACCCGCCUCAAACCAUCUUCAGCCACCGCAAAUGUGGGGGGCACCCUCGAAUGGCGUCAAUUCAUACCGAUCCCAUACUCCACCUCGACACUUGCCUAACAUUGGAUUCCCCCCAUAUCCCCGCAAACGCAGUUGGGAGGCGGAGAUGGACGACCACCCCAGCAAGCGAAUGGCUAUUCCGAAUAGUUACUCGUCCAUGUCGGGCGUCACUAGCACUAUGCCUGUUUUGCCCCCUGUGGCCACUAGCUCAGGGAAUAUGCCUUUUGUCCCUACACUUGGUGUACCAGUUCCUCGCUUACCACCCCAUUCAUCCAUAUCUGGCCCGAUGUCCAACAAUGUGAUACCCCCGACGACGAUGCCGACCGCCGCCUCGCAACAAUUGCCAUUGCCCAACGUUCGUGCAAUGUCGACGGUAUUCAACCCGGCCACAACAUGGUCCCAACCGAUGCCGGCCGCAACCACCGCCGUUACACCCCAGGUGAUGAACCCGAUGGCGCUAUACAACCAAACGGUAUCACUGCCAGAUCCAAAUCGGCGACAAAGUCCAUAUCCAACUGGCACACCGGGUACUACGGCCUCGCCAUCUGCUGCCUAUCCAAUACACACCCCUCAAACUCACCUCUCGCCAUCCAUCUGCCUCUUCAACCGCAACUCGCCUUACCGGCCGGUACGCGCUGUUAACACGCUGCUGAUUCCCCCACCAUCCGCGUCACUUCACCAGCCGCGAAAUCUGUCGAUGGACCAGAUGCACUAUCAGCCUCUGGGGAAAACAGUCACGGAGCGACGCACGGGGGUGCUCCCUUAUCUCCACCAUGAAGCAUGGCCCCAAGGACCCAUUGCACAACCCAACUUUCUGCCCAGCCAGACUUAUUAA